Messenger RNA from Pochonia chlamydosporia 170, 1722 nucleotides. Its product is annotated as MFS monosaccharide transporter. Gene Ontology annotation, molecular function: carbohydrate:proton symporter activity. Lineage: Eukaryota; Fungi; Ascomycota; Sordariomycetes; Hypocreales; Clavicipitaceae. Gene Ontology annotation, cellular component: membrane. Gene Ontology annotation, biological process: carbohydrate transport; transmembrane transport. Bases 1 to 1722 code for a protein of 573 amino acids. The transcript has 3 exons. The record is from RefSeq and is a predicted model, not a curated record.
AUGGCCAUUGCCAUGGGCUGGCAGAAGCCCGACAAUGUCGCUGGCUCGUCAGCGCCGGCAAUUAUGGUCGGUCUCUUUGUCGCUUCCGGUGGAUUGCUCUUCGGCUAUGAUACUGGAGCCAUAAAUGGUAUUCUCGCCAUGUCGGAAUUCAAGACUCAAUUUGGUGCCAAUUGUCGUUCGACCACUAAUGCCGACUCCGUCUCGAUUUGUCCAAAAGACGCCGCCCUCAUCGUCGCAAUUUUGAGCGCUGGCACAGCUGUCGGUGCACUCCUCGCUGCCCCUGCCGGAGAUUCAUUAGGUCGGCGAAUCAGCCUUCUCAUCUCGGUUGGCAUCUUCUGUAUUGGUGCGAUCUGCCAGACCUGCGCCCAGGAGAUUGUGCUUUUACUGAUUGGCAGAGCAUUGGCCGGUGUCGGUGUAGGAGCCAUCUCAGUCUUGGUUCCCCUGUAUCAGUCAGAAAUGGCGCCAAAAUGGAUUCGUGGAACAUUAGUCUGUGCCUAUCAACUCUCGAUUACUAUUGGCCUGUUAUCCGCAUCUGUCGUCAACAUUAUAACCUCCAAAAUUACAAACUCUUCGGCCUACCGCAUACCUCUCGGUCUUCAGCUUGUCCCUGCGCUCAUUCUUACCGCCGGUCUUCUCAUGCUACCAGAAACUCCACGCUUCCUCAUCAAGCAAGGCAAGAACGAGGCUGCUGGUCUUUCCCUGAGUCGACUUCGGCGACUAGACAUUACGCAUCCCGCACUCAUCGAAGAGUUGCAGGAAAUUAUUGCAAAUCAUCAGUACGAACUUACACUCGGUCCAUCAACCUACAAAGACGCCUUUUUCGGUUCGCCACACCUUGGUCGUCGAACGUUCACGGGAUGUGGUCUCCAGAUGCUUCAGCAGUUAUCUGGUAUCAACUUCAUCAUGUAUUACAGCACGACAUUCUUCAACGGUGUUGGGGUCAACAGCCCGUACACAAAAUCGACUAUUAUCAAUGUCAUCAAUGUUGUGUCCACCAUCCCUGGCCUGCUCAUUAUCGAAUCAUGGGGUCGUCGUAGGUUGCUGAUGAUUGGCGCUCUUGGCAUGGCGGCCUGCCAAUUGCUCAUGGCGUCCUUCACAACAGCGGCUGGUGACGAUCUGAAAUAUACCAAGGAAACCAUUCUUGUUGUCUUUUGUUGCUUCAACAUUUUCUUCUUUGCUGCGUCCUGGGGCCCAGUCGUCUGGGUCGUCACAUCGGAAAUCUACCCCCUGAAAGUGCGAGCCAAGUCCAUGUCGCUCUCUACCGCGUCCAAUUGGAUACUGAAUUUUGGAAUCGCCUAUGCUACCCCUUUUAUGGUCGAAUCUGGCCCGGGUUCGGCCAGUUUCGGACCCAAAAUCUUCUUCAUAUGGGGAGCAUUUUGCAUCGUCGCCUUUUUCUUUGUUUGGUGUAUGGUAUACGAAACCAGUAAGAUCAGUCUGGAGCAAAUCGACGAAAUGUACGAACGUGUCAAUCAUGCAUGGAAUAGCAAGGAUUUCCAACCAAGUUGGAGUUUCCAGCAAAUCCUCGACCAGGGUUGGUCACCAAGUGGCAUCCCAGAACACGAGCUACAGACCACGGCAUCACAAAGUAGUGCGGAUACAACACUAGGCGACUCAGGGUCGUCGACGAUCACGAUACAGCAUAGUGACGAGGAGCACAACCAAACAAGACAAUCAAAUGAGAAUAAGACGGUACCGAUGGCGAGUGUUGAUUUCAGUUAUUGA